Messenger RNA from Schistosoma rodhaini, 537 nucleotides. NCBI's taxonomy places the organism in Eukaryota, Metazoa, Platyhelminthes, Trematoda, Strigeidida, Schistosomatidae. The record is from the annotation of a GenBank genome assembly.
AUGAAUAUGAAGUAUAUGACACAAAUCCUGCUAGUGAUCUCACUUAUUAUCAUUAAUAUAAAUUACAAUUUGUCUUUGGAUUGUCAUUCAUGCUUAUUAUGUCCAAAUCCUUUCAACCCGUCGUCACCACUAGUACACAAUUACAGUAAUUGUAAAUGGUGUGCAAAACUUGAAGUUCCAGGUUAUUCAAACCCGAUCAGACAAUGUACACCCAGAUUUAAUCUACAUUGCGGUUUCUCCUUAAGCUGCUAUGAAUGCUUAAAUUGUCCAGAUCCAUUCAUGAAUUCAUCUCUAGUGCGAACAAAACAUGGUUGUGUGUGGUGUGCAAAGCUUCUUGUAGGAGACUAUAAAACUCCAAUCAGAGAAUGUACACCUAACUGCACCUUUCAAUUUUGGAGUAAAAAAUACCUAUCACUAUCUUAUUAUUGUUGUCAAACUAAUUAUUGUAAUACGAGUGUAAAGACAUGUAUAAAUCAUCAUAUGUUAACUGUGAUAGUCGUAACACUUACUUGUUUCUUCAGAGUUAAGAUGAAGUGA